Molecule: messenger RNA, 4177 nt
Organism: Cannabis sativa
Lineage: Eukaryota; Viridiplantae; Streptophyta; Magnoliopsida; Rosales; Cannabaceae
Product: protein LNK1
Exons: 10
Coding region: 820-2919 (699 amino acids)
Biological process (GO): regulation of DNA-templated transcription; circadian rhythm
Source: RefSeq, a predicted model, not a curated record
AGAUCGGAUCUACUCGCUUUCCUUUCGUCCACGAAUUUUGAUACACUCUUCCUUGUAUCGAUCUCAUUGCCACGUGUCGAUCAUUUCGUGACUCUUUUUUAUAUAACCUAAGAAAAAUAUUAAUAAUUUUUUAUUAUUUUUUCAACAACAAAAAAAAAAUUAUUCUUCAGCGCAGAGAGCUUGUUAGAGAGAGAAAAAAGCUCGAGGAAUCUCGCAGAAAUCUCGGUUCGAUUUCCCGGGUUGGAUUAGGGCUAAUCUGUUUCGUUUUCCUUUUAUUUUCUUUCUGGUUUUCUCAGGAAUUUCUGCUGUUUAUGAGAAUUUGUUAAUAUUCAGCAAUUGCUAUGUAGGUACUUGGGAGGGACACGAACCUGUGACUCUGUUGAGGAAACUACAUGUCUGAACAUUUGAGCUACCCACCUGGGUAAUUGCUUAUGUAAUUACUUUUAGAAAUGUGGGGUUUGAACCAUUGGAUAGCAAAGCACUAGUUUAGAGGCACAGGCACAAGCCGACAACAGGGCAGUUUCUUGGCCUUGAAAACAACCCAUGAGAAAAUCUUUUUCGUUUACUGGAAGUCAAUUGUUCAGAAAAGUGGUUAGCUUUCCAGCGUCAUUAUUUGUAAGAUUGGAAGGUAUACAAUGAAUUGCACGAUUCAGAUUCAAUUAGGAUAACAAUCAACGCAAAUGUAAAAUUAAGGGUUGUUGGAGGAACAAGAGGUGAACAGUGGCAGGCCUAGGAGUCCCAUCUCUAAGUAAAAAGCAUAAGUGCAGAUAGCUAACUAAUCAUACAGUCAUAAAAGAUGACUUCAGAUCAAACUCUUGCAUGUGUUCUCGGUGGAGGAUAAAGAAUCUUGGAGGAAUGUCAGACUUGUGCAUGUAUGAGCUUGAAGAUAACGUGUGGGAUGAAUUUGAAGAAAGUGAUGAUCAUAUAGUGCCUCAUCCUAUUAAUACACAUGGAGAUCAUUCACCAAAAGAGGGGAGUGGUUGCAAGAAGCGACAGAAUGAAGUAAUUGAUGCUGCUAAUACUGAUACUUCAUCUAAAUUAUACCAUAUCCAAGGAAAGGAGAAAAGAAAAUUACCUUCUGUGACAAGUAACCACAGUAUGUUGGAAAAGAGUCCAUGGGCUCACAGUCCUGAUAAUUUGUUUUCUGCACGUGACAAUGAUGCAAUGAAAGAAGUGACUAGUAUAGCAUCUGAUGAUACAAUGAGGUCCACAUUUUCUUUCAAAAGUAGCAAUGUGGAAUCCGAAGCCCAUGAUUACUGUAAUGAUGAUGCUAUCAUGGGUGAUCGUUGUACUGCAGUCGAUAAUAAUGUAUAUCGUUAUCCACUUGGUCAAGUACCCCAAACUGGCAAUGAUCUCAGUUUCUUUGAUAAUGAUAAUGAAGACAAAGAAAAUGCGGGUCUGUUAUUUUAUGGGUGGCAAGAUAUAGGAAAUUUUGAAGAUGUUGACAGGAUGUUUAGCAGAAAUUGUGACUCAACAUUUGGAAUAGAGAGUCUCAGCAAUGAUGAGGAGUUGUGCUGGUUUCCUCCUACAAAUGCAACUGAAGGGUCUGAAAACAAGUCUGGAUUAAAGUUUUCAGGUUCAAAUGCUAGUUCAUCAGUAGGUGUUUCUAAUCAUGAUGAAGAUUUUAAGCAAGACGGUGUAGGCUAUUCAACCCAUUCAGAAAAGAAAAUUGGCUCUGUUGGUAACAGUGUGUGUUUACAAAAUACAGAUGCUGAUGAUCCCGCUGCUCUUGGUCAUUUAUCAUUUUUAAAUGGGUUAGAUACAAAAUCUGGAAGCGAAGAUAUCUUUAUGCCAAAAGAACAAAUUACAUUGAGUAAAAAGCAGCCAAAGCAACAGACUCAGUCAGAAGGGGAAAACACAGAUCAAUACCUAGAAAGUGGUAUUUCUUUUCAGAGUUAUGAUAACUUGAAUCAAUUUACAGAUAUGAAGCAUCCUCAUGAAGAACUAUCCAAUCAAGUUUAUUCUACACAUAGUAUUCAACAACAUAAGCAAAGUACAGAAUCAGAUUCGAUGAGUUAUGUAAAUAGUAAACUUCCGUAUAUGCACCUGGACUACGCUCACGGUUCCGAUAUUUCAGUCUGUCCAACUCCCUCUGGUACAAAAUCGGAGAACAAUGGUUGUCCAUCUCCUGCCUUGAAGGAGUCUUCCUGCACAUCUAACCAGUUGCAGUCUAUGGAUGGUUCUCGUGAUGCAUCGACAGUGACUCCUGCCAUAACAAUGAGUGGAAAGAGAGAAAAGUUAUAUAGCUGCCAAAGUGUUCAAUCCUCUUUUACAAAGAAUUUUGAGAAUGUGGCCUCAACAAGUCCAAUGGCAUUUAACGGUGCAGCUUUAAAUCAGAAGCAAUUGCAACAAUCUGAAAGGCAGAUUGAAGGUCAAAGUGAUGUUGAAGGAAGCAGCCUUGAUGCUCCAGCUGAAUUGGGCUCUUCGACUGUACAGGAGAAGUCUUGCCUUAGCUCUGUACUAAAUGAUAUCUCAGUUGAAGCAAGAAGUUUCCGCCAGCUGCAGCAAGUUAUGGAAAAGCUGGAUGUCAGGACAAAAUUGUGCAUAAGAGACAGUCUUUAUCGCUUGGCUAGGAGUGCUGAACAGAGGCAUAAUUGUGCUAAUCAAAGAAGUGGCGGUAUAGAUAACAGAGAUAGUAAUGGAGCGUUGAUUAUUGACGAAACAAACAAGUGCACCACUGGAUUUAUGGACAUUGAAACUGAUACGAAUCCAAUAGACCGGUCAAUAGCACACUUGCUUUUUCACCGACCUUCAGAUGCAUCUAGAGCUAGAGUCCCUUCUAAUGAAAGAUCUCUUAGGCCUCAUGUUUUGAUUCAGGAGCCUGUUUCUAGUCCUCCAAUGAUGGCUGAGAAGCAGGUUUUCCAGGAAGAAACAACAGCUCACGGUGAAAAAGAGACACUGAUAAAUGAUGACAGAUAAACCAUGGUUAGCAUCAGUACAACUAUUUAGUUAAGAAGUACUUUUAAUGUCCCAUAAAUAAUGUUUUCUGAGGCCCAAUGUUAGUGAAAGGUCAAUCCCAUGUGUUUGAUCUUGCCUGUUUUAUUUUCCUAGUAGUAUUUUUCGUUGUGUAUCCGGAGUGGUAUGAAAAGUUGUUUGUUUGUUCUGUGAUCUAUCCAUCAGAGUCCAGAGUAUGCUAUUCCUUCUGAUGUUGGAAUUACUCUCAUUUGUUACUGGCAAUUUUAGCCUUCUCAUCAUUUAUUGAUAUUGACGUGUAUUCUAACUUGGCUCCAAGAUAAUUUAGGAUUGUGGAUAUAUUGACCUUCUAAACUUUGUUUGUAUCUAUUCUCCUGGGCUCUUUAUCUAUAUAUAAACUACAGAUCAUUGUAACUCAAUUUCUUGUUUAAGCCAAAUGGACUCAUUAGGUCUUACAAUUACUGUCUAUAUUUACUUCAAGUCUCACCCAACAAACCUCUUUAGUUUUAAUUAGACUUUAAUGGUGGUAAAGGUAAAAUUUCCCAAUCAUCCAUGCUUUAUGAUUUAGUUGCAGAGUUAGUUUGCUAUCCAUUUUCUCUCUUCUACUGCAGGUUCAAUAAACAUUGUAUGGCAUCACCAAUUGGCAGACCUUCUCAAUCAUCCAAUUCAUUGAAUGAAGUUGAUUGCAGAAUGAGUUUGCCAUCAAUUCUCGCAUAUUCGCAUACAGGUCUAAUACUUGAAACUGGUGGCCAGUGUUUAUUGCAGAAGCAUUUAUUUUUGCUCUUUUGCCCAAAACAAAUUCUUUACCAGGGACUUCAAGUUAAAUAUCUUGCUGGCUUCUAACUGGCUCUCCAUUGAUAUUCGUGUUCGUGUACUAUUUCAGGGGUGGCAAUAGAACCUAAAACUGUCAAAGGUUUCAAGUUUGAAAAUCCUAUCAGAUUGUGUUGCCUAGCUCUCUUGUAAAUAAUGCUAAUUGCUAACUGUUGAUCAUUUACAAUCUGAUGGCAUCUGUCUAUCUUGUUCCUCAACCGGAUUGAGUUCUCUUAUUCUUUCUGUCCACAUUCGGACUCCGAACUUAUUUAGAUUUCUCCUCUUAUGUUAUGACUUGGUAGUGUAGAAACCGGAGGUGCAGGCAGCAUGCAGUUUGACUCCAUUUCAUAGUAUGCAUUUAGUGUACACUGAUUUUGCAAUAGCUUGAAUUAACACAUUGAGAUACUCGUUCAUUAUGUAUAUACAUGUAUGGCUUCUUUUCUUUUCUCAAGUA